AUGAUUGUCCCAAGGAAUAUCUCAUCAUCGCUACUAUUAUCAUUGCUACUAGUAGUCGACUAUGCCGCAUCGUCAAUCACUUUGUCUCAAUUCGAGGAAAUUCAAGGCUUCUCGAGUUCCUGCGAAUCUGUGUGGCAAGAGGCUAUACCGGGAUGUACCAAAAAGGAUUUUGCCAAUGACGAUGAUAAUAAUAACGACAACAACACAUGCUCGCGUUCUUGUCUCGCCGGCGUGAAUAUAAUCAACGCCGAAGUGCUCGUCGCCUGCUCCGAUGCGCGCGUGGACAGCAGUACCCUAUUAGGACAGUUCCUGUCCGGAUAUGGAGUCUUUGCGCUUUGUGGUGGAGGGGAGACUGGCGGUUCGGAGACGAUGGGUAGUAGUACUGCUACUGCUUCGAUGAUAGUCGAAUCCAGCUCGGGGCCAGAAUCAAUAGCCACUGGCUUUAUUUCGAGUAUUUAUUCAAGUACUGGCGAAACGACAACAACGAGUGCUAUGCAAAGCAGCACAUCAACGCAAUCCGCGCAGCCAUCUUCGCUAUCCAUGACAGCUGCGAGCGUAACUUCGACGUCAGAUCCGAAUCUUACAAGUACAUCUUCUGGAUUGAGCACUUCGAGUGCCUCAUCGACAACAAUGACAGCUACGACAACGGCCACAACAAGUGGUACGAGCUCUGCAAGCUCGUCGUCAGACCCAGAGGCCAAGGGGUUUGGAGGGGUAGGCAACGCGUUUGAUAUCCUCGGAGGCGAGGGCGGUGCUGCUCAGUUAGAGGGGGUGUCGUUAGGCGUGCCUGUGACGCAAUAUAUCUGGGCAAUGGAGGCGAACGCAGAUGAUCUGGUGGAACGACGCCGGCUUCAAAAUAGACUGGCACAGCGCAAGUUCCGCGAGAAGAAACGGCGAGGGACGGAGAACCGCCUUGUAAACAACACGGAGCAAUCAUCAGCAGUGGCCCGGGGUGAAAUCAAUAUAUCCACGUCUCCUCCAUUAGAAGACCCAAUCAAUCACUUUGCAGAGACAAUAUUUGGUUCUCACACCACUGACCAACUAUUAUGCCAAGAAACCCAGGAUAUUACAUUCUCUUCACAAAAUAUACCCGCCUUGCAAUCACACUUGGCGCCCCCCACACUUGAGGAAGUGACAACUUGGGAUCUGGGACUGUGGAAUGCCCUCUCGAGUACUGGAAAUGUAAAUAUAUCACAACCCGAUGGAGGGCCAGUUCAAACUCAAAUCCAGCAUACACCUUCCCAGCCCAGAAGCUCGGACCCAGACAUACCACCUUCUACUCAGCCAGAUCCCAAUGACAAGAGUAUGUCACGGCUUAUCAGCACAGCAAACAACGAAAAAGGCUGGAUCAGUAGCCUCCACAUCGCUGCCCAAACGGGCCACGAGCAAAUAGUACGGGUGCUCCUCUUGAGCGGCAACAUAGAUGUCAAUCAGCAAGACAGCGACGAUCGCACACCACUAAUCCACGCAGUCAUGGAGAACCAUGAGUCUGUAGUUUGCUUACUGCUAGAACAUGGCGCCCAAAUAGGGAUUCUGGACUGCGACGGCCGCUCAGGAAUACACUGGGCAAUCUUACGUCGGAAUCUGACAAUAUUGCAGCUGCUACUGAAGCACCGCUCCGAAAAUGAACAAGCGCUUGAUAUUGAUGCCUACGACAUUACGGGUUGGACUCCGCUGCAUAUGGCUAUUAUUCGUUCUUUUGAGCCUGCCGUGCUUCUCCUUAUUCAGCUAGGCGCUGAUAUUACUGCAAAAGCCCAUAAAUGCCCUUUUCAGGAGAAGAGAGCUGGUCGCGGACUGCAGUGA
Molecule: messenger RNA, 1803 nt
Organism: Talaromyces atroroseus
Lineage: Eukaryota; Fungi; Ascomycota; Eurotiomycetes; Eurotiales; Trichocomaceae
Exons: 3
Coding region: 1-1803 (600 amino acids)
Biological process (GO): regulation of DNA-templated transcription
Cellular component (GO): cytoplasm
Molecular function (GO): DNA-binding transcription factor activity; protein binding
Source: RefSeq, a predicted model, not a curated record